Aspergillus wentii DTO 134E9 is the source of this 467-nucleotide messenger RNA. RefSeq lists its product as uncharacterized. The transcript has 3 exons. Gene Ontology annotation, cellular component: membrane. The record is from RefSeq and is a predicted model, not a curated record. Lineage: Eukaryota; Fungi; Ascomycota; Eurotiomycetes; Eurotiales; Aspergillaceae. Gene Ontology annotation, molecular function: carbohydrate:proton symporter activity. The coding region runs from base 1 to 429 and encodes 142 amino acids. Gene Ontology annotation, biological process: carbohydrate transport; transmembrane transport.
AUGAUCUUCAACUUGGCUACAUUUGCCUUGGUGGAUGUCAUCGGAAGUCGACCACUGUUGAUAGCCGGCGCCUUCUUCAUGGCCGCCUCAAUGAUGCUCGCAUUCGGUUUCUACGGCCUAUCCUGGGCAUCAAUAGCCUACGUCAUCUUCGGCGAGGUCAGCCAUGUCAAAGAGAGAACGAGUAACCUGGCUGUGUCUGUCUCGGUGGUUACCACGUUUGUGGUCUCGUUUACGGUGCCGUAUCUUAUCAGCACCCUGUAUGCGGAUCUGGGUGCGAAGGCGGGCUUUAUAUAUGGUGGUUUUACGUUGGUUUCGGUGGGCGUGGUGUGGUUUUGUGUUCCUGAGCUGAUGGGAGGUCGUUGGAGGUGGAUAGCUUAUUUGAGGUUGAUAAGGCUAAUAAGCGAUGAUAGUAUAAAUGUGGUGGCCUGAUAUCAUGACUUGUCUGCCAGUUGUUAUGUCAAGUAUCG